AUGAACCCCCUCUCAUUGCCCGGUGAAUCAGACUCCACCGCUGCCACCACUUCUACCGACACCACAACCACAGAUGCUACGACCACAAAUACUACGACCACAAAUAGUACAGCCACAAAUCACACCGAUGACAAGCCAUACCACUCAAAACGCCCCCACAAGAAGUCCCGUACGGGAUGCAAGAACUGCAAGACCCGCAAGGUAAAGUGCGACGAGACUCGCCCGGUUUGCCGUAACUGCAUGCUCCGCAAGGCCGAUUGUGUCUUCCCUGCACUGUCCCACUCCCACUCCGAAACUCGUCCGGGGUCGCCGUCCAGCUCCUCUGCCGGCGCCAUCUCGCCCGCACGCUCGCGGCAGGGCAGCUACGCCGGCAGCGACGAUGACUACAACGCCCUCAUCAUGCGGGAGCCGCUCUUCAUCCCCGCUGGCGACAGGGAUGCCACCGACAUGAAGCUGCUGUGGUUCUACACCACAAACACCUUCUCGUCUUUCGCGACCCAGGCAGGGCGCGUCAAGCGGAUCGACGACAUCCUCCAAAUCAAGAUCCCCGGCCACGCCUUCGAGAGGCCCUUUCUCAUGGACUGCCUGCUGGGUACGUCGGCCCUCCAGCUCCAGCACCUGAAGCAGGACAUUUCGCCCUCGCGCGUCUUCCGCUACCGCGCCCGCGCCUUCGAGGGCUACCGCAAGGCCAUCGAGGAGGGUAAGCCCGAGACGUUCCCUGCUCUCCUCGCCACCUCGUUGCUCCUCACGGCGCUGUCCUCGCAAAUGUUCCGCGAAGAGGGCACCAAAGAUCUCUACAUCAUCGAUUGGAUGAUCGUCUGGCGCGGCAUCGGCCUCGUGAUCGACAUGGCCACGCCCCAGACGCUUUGGGAUUCCGGGCUCGCAGAGCUCUUCAUACGCCCGCCCAUCGACCUAGACGAGGCUGCCAAGCAUAUCCCCAACGACCUUCUCUUUAUGAUAUCCUCUAUCCAACCCGGCGAUCCGGACUACGAGGACGUGCCAACGUACUACGACACGCUAAAGUACCUCGGCUCUCUCUAUUCGGAGCUCGCCAACGGCUUCAGUCCCAUCAUGAACCUUCGCGUCGUUACAUGGUUCACAUUUAUCCCCAAGGGCUUCGUCGAGCUGGGCCGCAAGAAGAGGCCUCGCGCUUUGGUCAUCCUCGCUCACUACCUCAUGUUCAUGAAAGUCGCCAAGGGUCUGUGGUGGAUCGACGGCAUCGGCGACCGCGAGAUUGCCGGUAUCGUCCGGUUUCUCGGCGACAACUGGUCCGAAGAGCUCGCUGCGCCGCGCCUGUCCCUGCUUCUGGACGACCAAACCGAUAUCGCGAGACUGAUCCUCGCUGACCCUGAUUGGCAGUCACCCACGGACUACCUCGUCGCCCGGAUGCAGGACCCCCGUACGGAAAUGCUCACCUGGGUCGACGACAGUGGAAAGCGGUAUAGAGGCAUGCCGCAGCGUGUCGGCGACUUACACCCAGCCGACCCUGCGCCACGGACACUGCAUUGGGAAGGGGAAGGCUACCACCAGGAUUCGAUUACGAUGAGUGCCCCGGGGAGGGCGUAUACUGAGAGAGUUCUAGAGGCUAUCGACCGGGGAGUUCAGGACAUGGAUGUUUCCCGGUGA
Molecule: messenger RNA, 1626 nt
Organism: Colletotrichum graminicola M1.001
Lineage: Eukaryota; Fungi; Ascomycota; Sordariomycetes; Glomerellales; Glomerellaceae
Exons: 1
Coding region: 1-1626 (541 amino acids)
Biological process (GO): regulation of transcription by RNA polymerase II
Molecular function (GO): zinc ion binding; DNA-binding transcription activator activity, RNA polymerase II-specific
Source: RefSeq, a predicted model, not a curated record